GGGGCAGGACAAGAGCUUGGUUGCAGAGACACCGGGUUCCUAGCGCUGGGUACACGGUGUCCUUGGUCUUGAGCGUCGGGAGUGUGGACAGGAGAGGGGCGGCCUAGGACUUCUUCCUCUGCUUGGCCUGUGACAAUGGGAGACGUUGAGAAGGGCAAGAAGAUCUUUGUUCAGAAGUGUGCGCAGUGCCACACAGUUGAGAAGGGUGGCAAACACAAGACUGGCCCCAAUCUGAAUGGUCUCUUUGGCCGGAAGACUGGACAAGCUGAUGGUUUCUCUUAUACAGAAGCCAACAAAAGCAAAGGUAUAAUCUGGGGUGAAGAUACAUUGAUGGAAUACUUGGAAAACCCCAAGAAGUAUAUUCCGGGAACCAAGAUGAUCUUUGCUGGUAUUAAGAAGAAGGGCGAGAGAGCAGAUUUAAUAGCAUACCUGAAGGACGCCACUUCUAAGUAAUGGCUCUCUGCUGCCUUAUUUAUUUCACCAAACAAAAAAGAAGUGACUCUGUGAUGAGAUUCGUUCUUAAACUUUCUAUUUUUACAUGCACUAUAUCUAACCCGACAACAAUCUCGUCAGUCAGAGAACUUUGAUCGUGAGUGGUCGUAAAAAUAUAUGUACUGGUUCAUGUUGUAAUUUAUAGAAUUGUAUAAAUCAGGAUUUAUGGAAUACGGACAGGGUAACAUCACUGCUUCCUGAUCAUGUAAUUAAAAAAAACCCUUUCAGUGUU
This is a messenger RNA of Anolis sagrei ordinatus, 724 nucleotides long. It is a transcript of the gene CYCS, whose product is annotated as cytochrome c, somatic. NCBI's taxonomy places the organism in Eukaryota, Metazoa, Chordata, Lepidosauria, Squamata, Anolidae. The record is from RefSeq and is a predicted model, not a curated record. Gene Ontology annotation, molecular function: heme binding; electron transfer activity. Gene Ontology annotation, cellular component: mitochondrial intermembrane space. Gene Ontology annotation, biological process: mitochondrial electron transport, cytochrome c to oxygen; mitochondrial electron transport, ubiquinol to cytochrome c.